GCGGGGCGGGCGAUGCUCCGGGCUCCCUGAGCCGCCGCACCGCGUCCCCGGCCGAGGUGCCCCGCGGAGCGGCGCGGUCGAGCGGCGGCUCCCCGGUCUGCCCCGUGUCCCCCUCCCCGCUGUCCCCACGCCGCGCGGAGGUCGCGCAGGAUGCCGCGGAGGGGAGCGGAGGCGCCGCUGGCCCUGCUGCUGGCGGCGGCGUGGCUGGCGCAGCCCCUGCGCGGCGGCUACCACGGCGUGAACAUGUUCGCCGUGCAGACCGCCCAGCCCGACCCCUGCUACGACGAGCACGGGCUGCCCCGCCGCUGCAUCCCCGACUUCGUCAACUCGGCCUUCGGGAAGGAGGUGAAGGUGUCCAGCACCUGCGGGAAGCCGCCGUCGCGGUACUGCGUGGUGACGGAGAAGGGCGAGGAGCAGGUCCGCACCUGCCACCUCUGCAACGCCUCCGACCCCAAGCGCGCCCACCCGCCCUCCUUCCUCACCGACCUCAACAACCCGCACAACCUGACCUGCUGGCAGUCCGACAGCUACGUCCAGUAUCCCCACAACGUCACCCUCACCCUGUCCCUCGGCAAGAAAUUCGAGGUGACCUACGUCAGCCUGCAGUUCUGCUCGCCGCGCCCCGAGUCCAUGGCCAUCCACAAGUCCAUGGACUACGGCAAGACCUGGGUGCCUUUCCAGUUCUACUCCACGCAGUGCCGCAAGAUGUACAACAAGCCGAGCCGCGCCGCCAUCACGAAGCAGAACGAGCAGGAGGCGGUGUGCACCGACUCGCACACCGACGUGCGGCCCCUCUCCGGCGGCCUCAUCGCCUUCAGCACCCUGGACGGCCGCCCCACCGCCCACGACUUCGACAACUCGCCCGUGCUGCAGGACUGGGUGACGGCCACCGACAUCAGGGUGACCUUCAGCCGCCUGCACACCUUCGGCGACGAGAGCGAGGACGACUCCGAGCUGGCCCGCGACUCCUACUUCUACGCCGUGUCCGACCUGCAGGUCGGCGGGCGCUGCAAGUGCAACGGGCACGCGUCGCGCUGCGUCCGGGACCGCGACGACAGCUUGGUGUGCGACUGCAAGCACAACACGGCCGGCCCCGAGUGCGACCGCUGCAAGCCCUUCCACUACGACCGGCCCUGGCAGCGAGCGACGGCCCGGGAGGCCAACGAGUGCGUGGCCUGCAACUGCAACCUGCACGCGCGGCGCUGCCGCUUCAACAUGGAGCUGUUCAAGCUGUCGGGGCGCAAGAGCGGCGGCGUGUGCCUCAACUGCCGGCACAACACGGCGGGCAGGCACUGCCACUACUGCAAGGAGGGCUUCUACCGCGACCUCAGCAAGCCCAUCUCCCACCGCAAGGCCUGCAAAGAGUGCGACUGUCACCCCGUGGGUGCCGCCGGCCAGACCUGCAACCAGACCACGGGCCAGUGUCCCUGCAAGGACGGCGUCACCGGCAUCACCUGCAACCGCUGCGCCAAGGGCUACCAGCAGAGCCGCUCCCCCAUCGCCCCCUGCAUAAAGAUCCCGGCUGCUCCACCCACCACGGCCGCCAGCAGCGCGGAGGAGCCCGCAGAUUGUGACUCGUACUGCAAAGCCUCCAAGGGGAAGCUGAAGAUCAACAUGAAGAAGUACUGUAAGAAAGACUAUGCUGUCCAGAUCCACAUCCUGAAAGCAGAAAAGAACGCGGACUGGUGGAAGUUCACGGUGAACAUCAUCUCCGUCUACAAACAAGGCAGCAACCGGAUCCGGCGCGGAGACCAGAUCCUGUGGAUCCACUCCAAGGACAUCGCCUGCAAGUGCCCCAAAAUCAAGCCCAUGAAGAAGUAUUUGCUGCUGGGCAACAACGAGGACUCUCCCGACCAGAGCGGCAUCAUUGCGGACAAAACCAGCCUGGUGAUCCAGUGGCGGGACACGUGGGCCCGGCGGCUCCGGAAGUUCCAGCAGCGGGAGAAGAAGGGCAAGUGUAAGAAAGCCUAAAGGAGGAGGAGAGGGAGAGACUGACUGUGCAUGCUGC
Molecule: messenger RNA, 2008 nt
Organism: Vidua chalybeata
Lineage: Eukaryota; Metazoa; Chordata; Aves; Passeriformes; Viduidae
Gene: NTN1
Product: netrin 1
Exons: 6
Coding region: 151-1971 (606 amino acids)
Molecular function (GO): protein binding
Source: RefSeq, a predicted model, not a curated record